GAAAACCGCGACGCAUCGGGUGCCCAUAUGAAAUGAAUGAAUAUUCCGCCGCCGCUCCAGCUUCCGCUGCAGCCGCAGCUUGCUGCCAAAUUUACCGUGAGGUGACCGUUGCCUUCCACCGCCCCCACCUCCGCCGCGGCCUCACCCUCACCUGCGGCGAGGAUCGGUGCUCUACUCUAGUAGUAGUACUCUAGAGUCUAGUCUAGUCUACUCUAGUUGCUGCCUUCGCUAGCAUUCGGAGGCGAUCUGAGGAGGAGGAGUGGGGAGCAGCGAAGGUUUUGAUCUUUUGGGAAGGAGUUGGAUUCGGCUUUCUGGGUUCUGUCUGUCGCUUGAUUCCAAUUCGGAUUUCUUGCUGUUGUUGUUGGGGUGUUCGCGGCCGAUUUGACCCCGGGGAAUCGCUGCUUUUUUAUUUUUUUGAAAAGAUAAUUCUACGCGGAUUAGAUUUGGUCAAGAAGUCGUAGUACGAACGCGAGGUUUGAUCUUGGUUUCGAUCCGAAGGGUCUCGGUUGGCUGCGUGGGAAGGGGGAGGAGGAAGAAGGCGACCUGCUAUCUAAUCCUCUACCCCCUCUGCUGCGAAAAUUCUCUGCUGUUUGCUCAAGCAUCUUGCUGCUUGGAGCCUUGGAUCGAAGAGAGUUUUAGUUCUUGGAGUUCUGAGAAUUGUGUUGCUUGAGCCGAAUUCGAUCCCAAAAAGGCUCUUUUUUGGGAGGCUUUGAGGAGGAGGAGGAAGAAGAUGGGGGUGAUGUCGCGGCGGGUGCUGCCUGCCUGCAGCAGCCUCUGCUACUUCUGCCCCUCGCUGCGGGCGCGCUCGCGUCAGCCCGUCAAGAGGUACAAGAAGAUCAUCGCGGAGAUCUACCAGCUUCCACCGGAUGGUGAACCGAAUGAUAGGAGGAUUGGGAAGCUCUGUGAUUAUGUCUCGAGAAAUCCGACGCGGAUACCCAAGAUCACAGAGUACCUUGAGGAGAGGUGCUAUAAAGAUCUGAGACAUGAGAAUUUCACCUUGGCCAAAGUUGUACCAUGUAUAUACAGGAAGCUUCUGUGUUCAUGCAAGGAUCAUACACCAUUGCUGGCCACAAGCACAUUGAGCAUUAUUCGUACUCUUCUCGAUCAGAGAAUGAAUGAUGAUUUGCGGGUCCUGGGUUGUCUAAUGCUUGUUGACUUUCUCAACGGCCAGGUUGAUAGCACGCAUAUGUUUAAUCUGGAAGGCCUCAUACCAAAACUUUGCCAAAUUAGUCAAGAACUAAGGGAAGAUGACAAAGGGUUCCGCCUCCGAUGUGCUGCACUUCAGGCUCUUGCUUCUAUGGUCCAAUACAUGGGUGACCACUCACACAUUUCCAUGGAACUUGAUGAAGUUGUGUCCGUGAUCGUAAGUUGUUAUGAGGUUAAUCAAACUCUCUCAAUAAAAGAGGUUGUCAGGCUUCAAGAUGAUGAUGAUUUGGUAAUCAAUGGAAGUCUGACUGGGUUGCCAGUAUCUGGGCAAAAUAGUGCCAAAGUGGCAUCUGAUACAAUGUCUGCAUCUGAAAAUCCAGCACAUUGGGCAAGGGUUUGCUUACGUAAUAUGGCCAGUAUCGCCAAGGAGGCAACAACAGUGUGGCGUGUUCUUGAUCCUCUUUUCCGCCUUUUUGAUAGCCACAACUAUUGGUCUCCUGAAAAUGGGAUUGCAUUUUCUAUUCUACAAGAAAUGCAGGCACUGAUGGACAAAUCAGGGCAAAAUGGCCAUUUGCUGUUAUCUUUCACCAUAAAACACAUAGAUCAUAAGAGUGUUGCCAAGAAGCCUGCCAAGCAAACAAGCAUUUUAAAAGUUGCUUCGCUUCUUGCAAAACAUGCAAAGUUGAAGGCGUCGGUGACAAUAGCAAGUGCAACAAGCGACUUAAUAAAGCACUUGCGCAAAUGCAUGCAUUGUGCUGUUGAAUCACCAAAUGCUCAAAAUGAUGUUGACAAGUGGAACAGUGCACUUUAUGUGGCCUUGGAGGAGUGCCUGGUGCAAUUGACAGAAAAGGUUGGUGAUGUUGGGCCUGUUCUUGACAUGGUGGGAGUAAUGCUUGAGAAUCUCUCUUGUACUGCCACCAUUGCCAGAACAACAAUUUCAUCAGUUUUCCGCACAGUGCAAAUAGCAGCUUCCAUCCACAAGUCAUUGUACAACCAGAAGGCAUUUCCUGAAGCUUUGUUUCAUCAGCUUCUCUUAGCAAUGAUGCACCCAGACAAAAAGACAAGGGUUGGUUCACAUCGUGUCCUAUCCACCAUUAUUGCACCUUCACUUCUAUGCCCAUGGUCAGGCAUAAGUUUUCCUAUCCCUGUGAAGGGCAAUGAUUCACAGAGCAUUACUUUGUUGGCUCUUUCUGCCUUUUCUUCUGAGGCCGUAAUGGAUGAAGUCCGGAUCAAAAGCAGGACCCAUGAACAGUUACAAAACAAUGUAAAACCAGAAACUGUAGUUGGCUCUGAGAACGGAUACACACAUACAGAACCAAAUUCAAGGAAGAGCCCUGGUCUUGGAAUUCCAUUGAAAGAUGAAAAUCUUAAGUUCAUGAAGCUGAACAGUAGCCAACUUGUUCUCCUCCUUUCAUCAAUUUGGAGUCAAGCACCUCUAGAAGAUAACUCACCAGCAAAUUUUGAAGCAAUGUGCCAUACCUACAAUAUUGCUUUAUUGUGUUCAAUGACAAAGAGCUCUAGUCACGCAGCAUUAGUUCGAUGUUUCCAGUUGGCCUUCUCUCUCAGGAGGAUGUCCCUUAACCAAGAAAAUGGUUUGCAGCCAUCACGUAGGAGGUGUUUGUAUACAAUGGCAUCAGCAAUGCUGAUUUUUUCAGCAAAAGUUGCUGAUAUUCCUCAGACAAUUCCUCUUGUGAAAGCAGCAGUUCCAGAGAAAAUGGUCGACCCUCAUCUUUGCCUGAUUGAUGAUUGCAGACUCGUUAUUAGUUCACCACAGUCAUCUAACAGUGGGAUAGUUUAUGGUUCUGAGGAAGAUGAAAGUGAUGCACGCAAUUUUCUUUCUUGUGUAAAUAAAAAUGAUACACAGUUAAAAGAAAUUGUGAUAUCCCACUUCAAGGAGAAGUUUGAAAAUCUAUCAGAGAAGUUUAAUGGUAUAGAAGAGCAGCUUCUUCAGGAGUUUUCCCUGGAUGAUUCAUUCCCUCUCAGUGCUCCACUAUUCAUGGAAACACCACACUCUUGUUCGAUGUACGCUGAAAAGGAUGACCAUUGUUUUGAUGAGGAAGUCAUUCCUUGUGAGAUGGAUGAUGACGAUGACAUCGUUUUUGAACACAGUGGAUCGCAAUCUGACAGGAAAACCUCUGGAUCUAUGGCUUCAUCAGAUGUUCUAAACGUCAAUCAACUAAUAGAAUCGGUUCAUGAGACAGCAAGGCAGGUUGCUAAUGCUCCAGUUUCUGCCAACCUUGUACCCUACGAUCAAAUGAAGAGCCAAUGCGAAGCCCUAGUCAUGGAGAAGCAACAGAAGAUGUCUGUUCUCCUGAGCUUCAAACACUCGAGGACCGAUUCCCGUGGCUCGACUGCAGAAAAUGGACUGGAAACAAACGAGUCAUCUGCUCGGUCUGAGCCUGAGACGCAGUCGACGAGGAAGGAGCGAAUGCGACGCAGCGACUCGGCAUCAAGCGAAUCUGACCGGUCGUUCAGGCUGCCACCGGCAAGCCCAUAUGACAAGUUCAUGAGAGCUGCUGGGCGAUAGGCUGGUGCAAUGCAAUGCGAUGGCGCCAAGGAUCUGAUACUAGUUUUCAAGCCUGUAUACAGAAAUGUUUUUACAGAUACAAGUCUUCUAAAGCUGUUUCUUUUCAUUGUCGCCUUGUAUUUUUUAUUCUUCUGAGUGUAAAUUUCUCGAGAAGGUGUACAAAUUUCUGUUACUGUUGUAGAGACCCAGAAUAAAUAAAAGUAUAGGCAUUGGUGCAAUC
Molecule: messenger RNA, 3893 nt
Organism: Oryza sativa Japonica Group (Japanese rice)
Lineage: Eukaryota; Viridiplantae; Streptophyta; Magnoliopsida; Poales; Poaceae
Product: protein SEMI-ROLLED LEAF 2-like
Source: RefSeq, a predicted model, not a curated record